Molecule: messenger RNA, 1302 nt
Organism: Seminavis robusta
Lineage: Eukaryota; Bacillariophyta; Bacillariophyceae; Naviculales; Naviculaceae
Source: the annotation of a GenBank genome assembly
AUGACGGAUACUGCUACAAAAGACAACGAUGACAAGAUGAUGCCGGUGUGGUUGGAUGACAGUCACAUUGACCCGGCUUGGAUUCGAGAAAAGACUCAACUGCCGUGUCAACAGUGUACCGUCCAAGACAUUAGCAACGAUACCCGCAAGGGCGAGCGCGUUCGAGAUGGUGCCACGUUGAAACUUACUGUCGAGUUAGAGUCGCAGACUGAGCCAAUGACAUUGAUUAUCAAACAAGUGCCCGCUAAAGGACGUCCUCUGAGUCAACAAUUGGGAUUGGCCCGGGAAGCUUUCUUUUACAAUCAAUUGGCACCCGAAAUUAGUGCUCAGCAUGGCGACACUAUCAUUCCCAAAAUUUGGUAUGCCCACGGCGACAUGGCCACGGGCGCCAAGGUGGUGAUCAUGGAGGAUUUGUCAAACACAGCCGUCGAUUCCGGUAUCUUAUUUGGACCCGGCAAUCCCAACAAUUGGAAGCGCGAUUUGCCCACGCUCACAAGCAAGGCGUUUGGCCCCCACCAAAAAGUUCCUUCGGCCGCCCGUGUCGCCCACGUGACGUUUUGUGAAUUGGCCCAAGUCCAUGCCACAUUUUGGUGUCGUCAAGACUUGCUGACUUCUGGCGAUACCAAUCAUCAGCAGUGGAUGCGAGGUCACGCCUGGUUGCAAGGACAAGGCAAGGACAGUUGGCAAGCCUCGCAGGGAUUGUUGACCACUUUUUGGAAUAACUAUCUCGAACGCGAACAAAAAGCUACCAACAGCGAAAACAAUCCACUCUUGUUACAAUGGGAUCCCACCGUUCGCGCCGCCGUCGAAAAGGCACUCCACGGCAUUUCGUGGGAGGCACAAUUGCAACGAUUGCACGUCGAUGGACGAUGGUGUGUCGUCCAUGGCGAUUGUUGGCCCGGAAAUUUCAUGUGGAUGCUUCCCAACAACGACAACAACCAGCAGGACAAGCUCCAACUCUUGGAUUGGGAAAUGGUCGGUGUCGGAUCGGGUCCCCAAGAUUUGGGGCAAUACGUGUUAUCGAAUAUGGAUCCCGCCGAACGACGCGCUUGCGAAAAAGACUUGAUUCAAGCCUAUUACCAAGAGUUGUUGCGGUGCGGUGUCACCAAUGUCGAUUGGGACUAUUGUUGGAGUGAGUACAAACUAGGGGGAAUCGAGCGAUGGUUGUGGUUCCUCAUUUACUUUUGUGGACAAGACAGUCCCAUGCUCAUUCAGUGGGCACAAUUCUUUCACAAUCAAAUGGCCGAGUUCAUGAAGGAUCACAACAUUACAGCCGACGACAUUGUGCAGCCGAGACCGUAG